CACGGGCUGGGGAUGGCCCACACGGCCGCCGACUCUCCGGGGAAAGGGCCGCUCCAUCCCAGCUGGCAGGUCUCUGCGUCUGAGAUGCCAGCACCGGAGGCUGCCCCCAAGACCUAAGGACAUGUGCCCAGGACACGUGUGUGGCCCCGAUCCCGUCCACUGAGGCCCGAUGGCCCAGCAAAACACGACGAUGCGCCCGGUGCUGCUGAAGCGGAACAGCCUGGAGUCAGUGGCGUUCGCCAAGCAGCCGCACCACCGCCGCAGCAAGUCGCAGCAGGUGCGCUUCAAGGAGGAUGGCACCGGGAAGCCUCCGCCUGGCCUGGCCGGGAUGGACGUCCACGGGCCCGAGGACCCGGCUGUGAUGGGCAAGACCCAAGCCCCCAGACACCACCCUCUCCCCGCCUACUCGCUCUCCUUCCCUCGGUCCCAGAAGGCAGGGGGCCUCCGGAACAUGGCGAUCCAAACCUCCCCCAGUCUCAGGAAGCAUUUCCCGAUCUUCAAAAGGAAGAGGCUCCUGGCCAGUAAGUCCUUGGUGGAGAUGCCAACCACAUUCCAAAGUGCCAUCCAGGUCAAUGGCAACCUCUCGGAACAGGACAUGGUGGCUUCCGACCUCGCCUGCUUACGGCUGGCACAGCGCCUCGAGGAUGGGCCUCGCAGGGUCCAGGUGUCGCACCCGUUUCUGCCUCGAUUGGCCAAGGUGCAGAGCAACGGGCCGGUGAGCAUAUGCUUGGAAGCGGGAGCUGGUAGAGCCGCAGAGAAAGCAACCGCUGCCAUUCAGGUCCCGGAUGACAUCUAUCCCAGCCCUGCCUGGGCAGCCGAAGAGCCCGCCCUCAGCCAAGACCAGCCCUUGGUGGACCUGUGUCCAGGUGAUGGGCGCAGAGUGCUGCCCUCAGAUUCAGAAAGAGCCACCUCCUGCUUGAACGCCACCAGCGGUGCCAACCCCAUGCCAGGCACAGGGAAACUUCAACCAGAAUUGCUUUUGCCCAAAGACAACCCUGGGGACGCGGACUUUGGCCCACGGACAUCUCCGUCAAAGGAAGGGUGUGCUCCCUCGCCUCCUCGGACUCACGGCGCUCCCUCGCCAGGCUCCCGCGGCCGGCCAGCCCAUCCAGGAGGGGCUUCGGACUGUCCGCCAUCGAGCAGCAACCACCAGGACCUGCCGUCACUCAGAGCGAACCACCCGCCCAAAGCUGGCCCUGCGUGUCAGGAGCGGCCGGUGAGGAACCCCACCCAGCCGGACAGCCUGGAGUUUCGAAACUGUCCGGGAAGCGAUCAUCCCUCGUCCUCUCGUCCAAGGAGGGAGGACAAACUUCAGAGCAGCAGGGAGAUAAGCCAGAUUCACCUGGCCCGGGGCGAACUCUGCGACCUCCAAGGCAGGCUGCAGUCCGUGGAGGAGUCCCUGCACUCGAACCAAGAGAAAAUUAAAGUCCUUCUGAAUGUAAUUCAAGACUUGGAGAAAGCUAGGGCUCUCACAGAAGGGCGCAACUAUUAUCGAACCGGCCAAGAUCUCAACAAUUGCAGCACCUGCCAGAACACGGCGUGCAUCAUAUACAGUGUAGAAUAUGAUUUUCGGCAGCAGGAAGGCAGGUUCCAUGAAGUUCUACAGAAUCUGGAGGAAGCAGAGCCGGUUGAGGAGCCAUGUCCCCCACCAAAGUCCACAGCAGAACCCCCUGUUCCUGAGAAACAGGACUUAAGGCGGAAAACCAAGAAGGUGAAGAAGAAAUGCUUCUGGUGGAUCUGAGCUUGUUGGGACCAUGCCCUCUGCCCUCCCCCAAAACCUCCAUGAGAUGGGGACCACUGCCCUCAGGUCUUCUCUGCUUCUUCGCAAAGGCCCCAGACUGACAGUCACUCAACCUGCGAAGCCAGAAAGACUCCAGGGCUGGUGUAGCCACUGCAGGACCCCGACCACCAACCUCACCUGAGUGAGUGCCACUGUUUGCUGAGGGCUUCACGGACCCUAGAGUGACCAAUUGCCUAGUUCCCCAUCACACACAACUAGGCCACAAUCCUGGUUUGCGAGUCUAGGUUCCCACCCUGAACAAAGCCCCCAUCGACUCUCCAACAUCUCUAUGAUGCUAAGCACUUCCUUCUCAUCCUUAAAAGAAAAGAAAAGAAAAGAAAAGAAAAGAAAAGAAAGAAAGAAAGAAAGAAAGAAAGAAAGAAAGAAAGAAAGAAAGAAAGAAAAGAAAAGAAGGUUGUGUAGAGCAGGAAGUUAGAAUACAGUUAGAAACUGAUACACUAGGAAAGAUGAGUUACAUACACUGGUUAUUUUCUAAAAUGUUGGCAUACAUAGCAUAAUAGAAAUGUGCAGGGCAAAAAUGUAAGAGUGCCUGGUGGGCUGGGUCAUUUCCAUUUUAAAAUAGCCCCUUGGCCCCAAAUUAAGAAUUUGUCAUCUCAUGCUGCGGGGGCCUUCCAGCCUGUGGCAGAAUAAGGUCGCUGCAGGGGAUAAGGAACUUGGUGUGAUUAUCCUGCAGUUGUAGCUCCAGGGCCCACCUUAAGCCACCAUGCUUCUCAGCCCAGGGCAUGAGACCACCUGGAAAAUAGGUGGGAUCUGGUUUGAACUUUCAGAUUCCACAGCUGAUUUCCCUGCAACAUUUAAGACCAUGAGAUCCAGCAACCUGUCUGCUUCAUCUGAGCAGUAACAUAAAUAAGACUAAGAUAAAACACAACACUGGUUCUUACCCAUUCAUCCCUGCAAUAGCUUUGUAGAUAGGUUCUUAAAUAUAGUAAUCUACAUAAUCUCCCUUCCUGGUAACCAGGCCAUGAUCACCUGAUUGAAUAAGAAGCAGGAUGAGGGAUAUACAUAUUUUUUCCAUUUUAGCAUUAAAGACCUUUCCUUCCCAAAGUCUGAAUUCUUUUAAAGUCUGGCUCAUUCUUUUGACAAGACCCCUAUACACGUGGGUCCAGUCAAACUUGCAUGGCUGAACAAACUACUAACAUAAUAUAAUUAAGUAAUUGCUACAUACUUUGAAGGAUGAGGGGUGGAUUCUUGUUAAAUUCUCUACCAGACUGUGCUCGGAUGGAUGCUGCUUAAAAAGGGGAUCCUAAAGCUCAACAUGGCAUUUAAUGAAGAAGGCAUGUCAUACCCGCCUUUGCUCAAGAUCAGGUGUCUGGGUUAGAGUCUGCGGAGUACAGAAUCCUGUGUGAACAUGGGAUGAACAUACCCCCAUUGCACAUUGAGACGAAUUGAGCAAACCACUCUGACAAUUGCACCUGCUCCUGCCAUAGUGCUGCAGUGUGCAAGCUCUUUCGGUGAGAGUGAGAGGGAAAUUUGGCAAGGAACCACAGCUUACACUAUUUAAGUCUUGGGAUGUCAUUCAAGAUGUUCUCGUUCCGUUUCUAGAGUAAUGUUUAAACCCACAAAGUGAGACCAGCCUCCAUAAUGUUAAGUAGGAAUUAAGAUAAAUACACUUGUCAUACAGAGGAAGCCACAUUUCAAUAAGAUAUGCUAUCACUGGCUGAAAGCCACAGAUCUUCCUAUAUCCACACAGUCAACUCUCAGUUGGCCCCAACGAUGGAAAAGAACAGCACCGAGGAUAAUCCAAUAAAGCAAAACCAUGUGGGAUCUCUUAUGUAAUUUUAUCCUGUAGUAGAGCUUCCAUCUUAAUUCGCUUUGCUUAUACUAAGUUUCAAGUUAAUUUAUAAUCUUGGGCAGCAUGAAUAUAAUCCUGUUUUGGGAAUUAAGAGACCCAGGCAAACAGUCGACUAUCUUUUAACAAAUGGCUUAAAAUUUUAGGGCCUGUUUGUUCAUUCUCAAAUGGAGAUAGAAACACCUUCUCGAACAACUUUAUAAGCUCUGUGCAUGGUCCAACACCAAAUGAGCAGAAUGACCCAGAGCUGAGGUGGCUUAUUUGCCAAACAGAAUAGAACCCAACCCUUGGGUCAUUAAAAAGUGCACAUUUUUAUAUACUUAGGUUCAGUUGGAGGUAUCAGAUAAACCCUCAACUGAAAAAUAAAAUUGGGGUAGGAAAUGUUGACAUUUCUAAAAAUACAACCAAAUGAGACUUCAAUGAAUUUAUACCAAAGCACAAUACAGCAUUGCUGAGGCCACUAACCUGAAAAUGGGAAGGAGGUCUCUUCUGGAAAUUGAACAUUUAAAAUUAUUAUAAGGAAAAGGGAUUCAGUAAAACACCUUCCUGCUAAUAAAAAUGAUCAUCUCUAUUUAAAAAACACACCCACACAUAUACAUAGACCAAAACUCUAUACCCAUCUACUCAUCUGAAAAUCACAUCUUUGUAAAAUAUUAUGUAACAUCUACCACGAUAAUCUGCAAAAAUGCUGUACUUGAGGUUAUAUGGUUUUACAGAGAGAAUUAAUUUAGCUAAAAUUACUUUUAUAAAAUUGAAGGGGAAAAGACUGAUACAUCACCUUAGGUUGCUGGAGUUUAUGUAGCUGCUUUCUCUGUAGUUAAGAAAAAAAUGUGUACUCGCUAUACUUGGAACUUAAAUACCAGCUCAUCUGUAGAGCCCCUUCUUAAAAACAAUGUAUAAUGUAAGUUUUUGUAAAUUUAUAAACUGUUUUAAAUGGGAUAUUAUCUUUUGCAAUAAACUUACAUAUUUUUUCUUA
This is a messenger RNA of Pipistrellus kuhlii (Kuhl's pipistrelle), 4566 nucleotides long. It is a transcript of the gene INSYN2B, whose product is annotated as inhibitory synaptic factor family member 2B. Lineage: Eukaryota; Metazoa; Chordata; Mammalia; Chiroptera; Vespertilionidae. Gene Ontology annotation, biological process: inhibitory postsynaptic potential. The transcript is spliced from 3 exons. Gene Ontology annotation, cellular component: postsynaptic density. The coding region runs from base 170 to 1741 and encodes 523 amino acids. The record is from RefSeq and is a predicted model, not a curated record.